This is a messenger RNA of Perca fluviatilis (European perch), 6835 nucleotides long. It is a transcript of the gene pde4ba, whose product is annotated as phosphodiesterase 4B, cAMP-specific a. The transcript is spliced from 9 exons. Gene Ontology annotation, cellular component: cytosol; perinuclear region of cytoplasm; nucleus. Gene Ontology annotation, biological process: signal transduction. The record is from RefSeq and is a predicted model, not a curated record. Gene Ontology annotation, molecular function: 3',5'-cyclic-AMP phosphodiesterase activity; transmembrane transporter binding. The coding region runs from base 1805 to 3394 and encodes 529 amino acids. Lineage: Eukaryota; Metazoa; Chordata; Actinopteri; Perciformes; Percidae.
CUGUUUACAGUUUCCCUUAGAUUGGCUCUGAAGUGACAAGAACAGUGGAUAUUUUCGAAGGGUUUCACAAACAAAAGUCAUGACAAAAUUGACAAAAAGCGCAAGCGGCACCAUCAAAAUUGGCCGGUGGUACUGAUGUAACAGUAUUUUCCAGUCAGGUGGCCCUAGCCUUGUACACUGCAGCAGUAUCAACACCUGCUCCAAGGACAGCCCAUUGAUUCUGCCAGCGAGGCAGACAGACAGAGAGAUUGAUGACCGUGUUGGCAAGUGGCAGUCGGGAGAGAAAUUGACAUGUAAGUGGUAGAGAGUGAGGGAGAGAUGGUGGGGAGGAGGGGGAGAACGGUGGAUGCGAGCAGAGGCGAUGUGUGUGGUGUGUCCUCGUGACAGCUCAGCAGCUACACCACAUGUCUGCCUGGGAAGGAAAAGGGGAAGCCUCUCCUCCUUUCAAAACAGCCCUACAGUGGCCGCCUGAUGCUGUUGCCAUGGCGUUGCAGUGUUCUGGUAAUUGGCCUACAAACACUUACUCACAGGCAGAGAGAGAAAAACGUGGGUUGUUGUCACCUAAAUUGGGAAAGGAUGCAAUUAUCUCCCAUCUCUCCUUCUUAUUUUUUCUUUUUCUCUCUUCUCUGACCGUCUUCCCCACUCUCUGGUUGUCUCUCAGUUGUUAAAAACAGCCCUCCACAGACACCCUGACAGCAUCUAAUAAUAAUAUUAUUAUGGGAUGCGGAUAAUGAACAGGCAUAUGAGUUCUCCACAAUGGGGGAUGUCAGGAGACAACAGAAGACUCAAAAGAGGGAGAGGAUGAUUAGAGCGAUAAUGGCGAUAAAAAUACAGUCGAUGUGCAUUCACAUUCCUGAAAACGUGCCCCAUCCCCUCUAUCCACCCUCAUUGUUUUACUGUAGAGGGAAGGCAUAGCUGUACGGCUCCAUGACAUUCCUUCACAAUGGCUGACAAAAAUGCCUUAAGAGGGAAUUACAGGAUCUGGGAAUGGAAAAGGAUGGGAUUUCUGUGCAAGAGAAAAGAGCAAAUCUUACACCUGAAAUCUAAGUCUGGAUAUUAUAUGUCAGUCACUCAAACCUCCCUUCAAAACCUGGUUCAUACACCAAUGCCAAGCCAUAAUUAGGGCUCCCCCCUUCUCCCCACUUUCUGUCAAAUCAUGUGUUCUGAAUAGAGCGUGUUGCUGGGGCUGGCAGACUACAGCAGGGGAAAGGAGACAGAAGAGGAAGGAGGGAGGGAACCAAAGAGAUAGAAAGAGAGAGAGCAAAGCAGGGUAGGAGGGGGAGUAAGCGCUACAGCAGUGAGAGCAGCGAAGCAAGACAAAUCCAGUGGAGGAACCCCCCCUCCAGUCAGAUGAACAUCGCUGCCUCAAUCCCUCCUCCUCCUGUCUCCAUCGUUGUCAUUUUCUCCUCCUCCCUUCCUCGCUCCUCCAUAAUUCAUCAGUGCACUGAGAAUUCCCAGCUCACAGCUCCAGCUGCUGCUGCUCCUGCUCCAGUCGUACCACUGAGCCUGCUGGAUCUCCGUCUCACCUAGCUUGUUUACAGCACCUACUUUUUCCUACAUCUAUCUAUUCAUCUAUCAAUCCCCCAGGCAUGGAGACUCAGAGCUGGCCCUUUUCUGCUGCUGAGAGGGACAGUGAGCCAUCAUCAAGCUGCUCUCUUAGCUGCUGAAAAGAAAAUCACAAGAGGAGAGAAGGAGGGAUUUUUUGUCCUGUUUGGCGCUGAAAGAGUCCUGUUCGUCUGCCUCUGUUUUUUUCUAUUGGAUUACAGUUCUGGCUUUGUGUAGGAACGAGAAAACGGGGUCCAAAAUGCCUGAAGCCAAUUACCUGCUGUCGGUGUCUUGGGGUUACAUUAAGUUCAAGAGAAUGUUGAAUCGGGAGUUGACGCACCUAUCUGAGAUGAGUCGGUCUGGCAAUCAGGUUUCCGAAUUCAUCUCUAACACCUUCCUAGACAAACAGAAUGAGAUGGAGAUGCCGUCACCGACGUCCAAGACGCGAGAGAAGAAGAAGCAGCAGAAGCAGCAGCUGAUGACACAGAUCAGCGGAGUCAAGAAGGUCUCCCAUGGGCCCUCUCUCUCCGGCAGCAGCAUAUCACGCUUCGGCGUCAAGACAGAUAAGGAGGAGCUGCUGUCCAAGGAGCUGGAGGACCUCAACAAGUGGGGCCUGAACAUCUUUACUGUUUCGGAGUACUCCCACAGCAGGCCUCUUACCUGCAUCAUGUACGCCAUCUUCCAGGAGCGAGAUCUGUUAAAGACAUUUAAGAUCCCCGUGGAUACGUUGGUGGCCUACAUGAUGACAUUGGAAGACCACUACCAUUCAGAUGUGGCCUACCAUAACAGCCUGCACGCUGCCGACGUAGCCCAAUCUACACACAUCCUCCUCUCCACUCCAGCCCUGGAUGCGGUCUUUACAGAUCUUGAGAUCCUAGCAGCCAUCUUUGCUGCAGCUAUCCAUGAUGUUGACCAUCCUGGAGUAUCAAACCAAUUCUUAAUCAAUACCAACUCUGAGCUGGCGCUAAUGUACAACGAUGAGUCUGUGCUGGAGAACCAUCACUUGGCUGUGGGAUUCAAGCUACUACAGGAAGACAACUGCGAUAUCUUCCAGAACCUCACCAAGAAGCAGCGACAGUCCCUCCGCAAGAUGAUCAUCGACAUGGUUUUGGCCACUGACAUGUCCAAACAUAUGAGUCUGCUGGCUGAUCUGAAGACUAUGGUGGAGACCAAGAAGGUGACGAGCUCUGGAGUGCUGCUGCUGGACAAUUACACCGACAGGAUGCAGGUGCUGCGUAACAUGGUGCACUGUGCUGACCUGAGUAAUCCCACCAAGUCCCUGGAGCUGUAUCGUCAGUGGACUGAUCGGAUAAUGGAGGAGUUCUUCCACCAAGGAGACAGAGAGAGGGAGAGGGGAAUGGAGAUCAGCCCUAUGUGUGAUAAACACACAGCCUCGGUGGAGAAGAGCCAGGUGGGUUUCAUCGACUACAUUGUCCACCCUCUGUGGGAGACCUGGGCCGACCUGGUCCACCCUGACGCCCAGGACAUUCUGGACACCCUGGAGGACAACAGGAACUGGUACCAAAGCAUGAUCCCCCAGAGUCCCUCCCCGCCCUUCUACGACCAGGUCACGCACGGACACAGUGGAGGGACUGGAGGUCAGGGAGGCGGGGAGAAAUUUCAGUUUGAGCUCACUUUGGAGGAGGAGGACUUGGAUGGAAUAGAGAAAAAUGGCGAAGGGGAGGAGGACGAGGAGGAAGAAGAAGAGUUAGAAGAGGAGGAGGAUAGUCUAGGAGAUUCUCGUUCUCCUCCCCUGGACUAUUUGGACGGUCAGGAGCUUGAGGAGGGCGGCAUGAUGGAGCCGACAAUAGAGAUCGUGACACACGAGGCGUCGCCCACAGACACAUAGGGCUUCCAUCAUCAGGCUCACAUGGUGAUUUGAAAGUUUUUUUGGGCAAAAGAGGGGAGAUCCUCUUGCAGCUGUGCUUUUUAAUAAGCCCACAGAAGCAAGGGCUUAGUUUGGUCCCGCACAGGGGCGUCUUGCACUUGGGUGUUUGAAGCCAGACACGGACGGACAGUUUCAGUGAGGCGGCUUCAGAGUUCUCAGGAAAUAAUUACUGCGAACAUUUAAGUCUUGAUGGACAGGCGAGACUGAGGGUGGAACAUGAAGGAUUUUGGCCAGUUUUGAAAAUACUUACUUUUCUUUUCUGGACUGGCAUUAAAUGGACAUUGACACUACUGAGAGAAGUUUUGUACCUUAAGACUUUUUUACAGAUAUGAUAUGAUCUAGAAGUAGCAUAGAGUAAGAUCUACUGAUGGAGACACAUUUGUAUAGCAAGAGAAAGUGUUUACUUUUUUCCUGUACCAUUUGUCAAAGGACUUUUGUGUGCCUUUUUUACUAUUGUCUUUAUAAUAGUUUUUUAUUUAUUGAACACACUAGUAUGUCUGUGAAAUGUUUUUUUUCCUAUCUGAAAGAGCAAAAUCUUUUUUUAUAUGUUAAAAAGAGAACAGUCUUCCAUGUAUUGGGCAAUAGAGAAAUCCAAACAAAUGUCGACAAACAACUCUUGGACAAACUCAUCUGAAUAGGGAACCAUUAACACCCACAUUUUACGAACAUUUUGUCACAUUUGUUUUUCAAUCUGAGCACAAUGUUUUACAUGUGGAAUUCAGACGCUUAUGGUUCACUCAUGGUUCAUGUUACAUGUUUAGUUUGUUGCUUUCUCUAUCAGAUGUCGGUCAAUGAAUGUCACAGUCACACUUAAAUACAUAAUCUAUUUUCAUACUCCAUCUCUCUAUACAUCAUAUUUUCUCUGGUCUGCAGACCAUUGGGGGCUUCCUACCUUGUCACAACAGAACUUUACUUGUAAUGCAAAAUCUCAGCAAGGAUAUGAAAUCCUACAUUUACAACUAUAUGGUAGAUAUUCCAGAUAUUCAGAUGUUCCUGCUAAAUUUUCAGUGUAAAUUUAUUGGGACAUUUCAUAUGUACGAUUUUGUCUUUUUGUUUUUGCAUCCAAUCGUUGCUGUGUUGGUGUGAAAAAGAGGUUAGUCCAGUUCAAACCUUCAAAACCUACACAAAUCUACCACAAGGUGAAAUCAGCAGAAAUACAAACAGCUCAUGACAACAAGCUGCUUAGAUCUAUACUAAAAUCAGAAAUGAAGUCUGCCAAGGACGAAAUGCACAACAGCAGUGAAUCUAUUUUUAGCCCACAGGUAUGCUGCAGUCUUAAUAAUCCUGUUAGAUAGAACGGGUCCUGACCCCAGACCUGUCUGAUGUAACGCCCCCCUGCCCCUCUGCAAUCAGGCCAGACCAGAUGAUUAAAGGUGCUCUUACAGCUGCCUGUCUGAAAGGCGCUCUCAGGCCCUCAUCAGCGUCACUAUUCACAUGGUUUACAAACCCCUCUGGGCUCCACGGACAUGACCCCAAAACAAUCAGGCUAUUUCUUCCUCACAAUAAAAAUCCCUCAAGUGCAGCGGCUGCUCAUUGACGUCAAUUGAUUUUUUUUUAACUCUCCCCCUUGGCUGUAUCAGGUUUCCAGGACAGUCGGGUUAUUGGGAUUUGGCACAGAUGGAAUUGCUGGAUUCAGUAUGGCAGACUAUGCCGGAAAAAAAAUCAGAAAAGAGAUGAUAAUUAGGUGCUCUAGUUUUGAAACAGACCAAAAAAAACGCCUCUUUGUGUUUCUGAAAAUGGUUUGCAGUCCUCACAUUUCUGCUCCUGUGGCUUCCACGACAGAUUUUAUGGAUGUUCUAGUUGCAUCUAUAAUCACAUCUCCCCAUUUUCACAUUGGUUUACUGAUAUACUCAAAAGGUACUUCAUCUAAUUUCACUCCAGCAUGCUUAAGUGGCAAUCGUUUGUGUGCAGCAUGUAUGUAUGUAUGUAUGUAUGUAUGGAAGGUUUUGUAUGUGUGUGUGUGUUUGGAUGUGUUGACUUUGUCAUCAGGCCUUAUCCCAUCACUCCAUACCUUUGUCUCUACUGUUUGUCGCUAGGAGCUCAAGUUGGUCCUUUUUGCUGUUUAUAACAGUGUGUAUUUAUUCUAUACUUUAAGCUUGUAAAUAAGAAAUACUGGUUCAGUGUAAAAUCUAUUUUAAUUUAUAUGCACUUGCAUUACCUGGAAGUGGUGGUGUCUAAUGUGUAGAAGACUCUGGAUUAGAGUCUUUUUAUAUAUGUAUUAUAUAUUGUUUUUUUAUAUAUAUAUAUAUAUAAAUAUAUAUAAAUAUAUCUAAGUAUAUAUUCGCACAAUGUUUUGAGAGCCCAGCAGAGCAGCAGCUAAAGAGACAUGUUGUUGUCACAUGAGAACCUUGUAACUACAACAUUGACUUUUACUUUUCACAUAAAAGUUAAUCUUUUAAUGAAAUGUCACAGACAAGACAAUUAAAUACUUUAUAUUAAGCUUAUUAUGCAUGAAUAUUAAACCAAAAAUGUUCCCACUCUGGCAUCACCUGAAAUCAUAAUAUCAUGGUAUGUUUUUGUAUUUCUGAAAAUUCUUGUUUCUCUCUCUGUAAAAUGUAAACUUAGUUACAUUUCUUAAAAAAUAGCCAGAAUGUUAUAGAGGACUUUGAAUGUCCUCAUUUAAUUUCUUAGAUGCUUUUUGUUUUUGAUGGAAAACAAUUUUGGUUCAAUGGAGUUUUUGAAGCUACAAGGUUUUCAUCUGACAGCAGCAAAUUGGUAACCCAGAGGCGACAUAGAGGACAUGUUAAACUACAUGUGCUUGGAUAUAGGAUACAUACAAGCUAGCUAAGGAACACAGAAGCCUAGUCAAUGCUUGGUAUCAAAGUACACAAAUAGCUUAUUUUCUCUCAGCAGCUUGUCACACACAACCUAAGCUCCAGCAUUUGAAUGCAGAUUGCUGAUAUAUGAGGCCAGAUACAUACAUGUUUGAUGGACAAACACAAAGCGAUUGUCUCCUUUUACACUUAACGCACUUCAUGUAAAAGUAGAUAACACGGGGACGGUAUUGGUAGCAUGCUACAAUACGCCCGGCACUGACGUGAAUCGUUCUGAAAUAACAACAAAACAUGAUCGUAUGUAACUGAUUGUGCUAAUGUGUGAACUCUUUCUGACCAAACUUGUUAGCAGUUUUGAAAUUCAAAUUUGUCAGUAUUAACAUUGUUUAUCUAUGUUCAAGCUUUUUUGGUCCUAGUUGUUUCAAAAUGGUUAGCCAGAUUUAGCACUAUCUGCAUGAGAGAUGGGUUGUUUUUUUUAAAUUGUCAAUAAUAUGUUCAAGUCCGCCAGUUGUUGCAGGUGGGUUAUUAAAUGUUUCACACAAUGUAUGGUAUUAUAUUGUAUAUUGUGUUCAAGAAUAAAUCUGAAAUACAUUUUUUAUUAAGUGAUUAAAAGCAAAGCAUGAAUAUA